AUGUCACUAAAACAGNNUUUCUACCAACCUUGGCUUGACGCCCAGGGUACCGCGGCCAAUGUCGCCGCCCAUGUUCAGGACCUCGCCCAUGUCGACGACUUCGCCAUCAAUACCCUGUCCGACAAGGGUUUCCGUCCUCUGGCCUCGCGCGAUACCACCUUGACCGCUUUUGCCCAACUUGCCGCCCUGCGCCUCAAUGUACGCCGUGCUAUGGUCAGCUUGAUCGACUCGAAACACCAAUAUAUUCUGGCCGAAGCCACGCGGACCCUCUCUUUGGUCGACGACACACGACAUGCAGACGGCGAUGCCUUGUGGCUCGGAACCACCUCGUUGGCCAGGGAAGAUGCUGUGUGCCAAUGUGCCUUUACAAGACAAUACACCGUCAAGGAUGACGACGGUCGCUCUAUUACCACAACUGCCGCUGUGAUGCCCGACUGCCGAUUGGACGACGAUUUCAAAGACAAACCCUAUGUCAUNUCCAGGGAGCCCGGUGUGCGUUUCUAUGCUGGUGUACCCAUAAGAUCAAGAUCUGGCCACAACAUCGGUGUCUAUGCUGUCAGUCACGACGCCCCGAGNGAUCCUCUUACUUAUGAUGAAUUACGUUUCAUGCAAGAUAUUGCCGUUGCUGUCAUGGACCAUCUGGAAUGGGCAAGAGAUCGUGUGGAUCGCUACAAGGGCGAACGCAUAGUUCGUGGCAUGGCCGACUUUAUCGAAGGCGCUCCCUCCAUGCGUGCUAUGAAGAAAGAGAUGGAUAAAGAAGAUCAAUCUGCCAUGAGCCCCAAGAACCCCGAUACAGCAUCGGGUUUGAACAACACCUCCAAAAACGAUUCUGAGCCGCGACCAUCACCCAAGAGAACAGACAGUAGUCGCCCCACCCUGGAAUCCAGGUCCCAAUCCUUCUCUAGACGCCGUGAAGCCAAAGCCGACAACAUGUCCAAAUUGCUCGAUCGUGCCUCCCGCAUAUUGCGGGAAUCUACUCUNGCUGAAGGUGUCGUAUUNUUUGGUCCAUCUGGAAACAAUCCCACGAAGUCUACCUUGAGAUCUGCCAUGGCAGCCCGUGACAGAAUGUCGGGUACUGACGACGAAUCUGCGAAACACCUCUCAGUCGAUUCGAUUGAUGUUGAAAAUUCAACAGACUCUGAUGCUAACCACCAUAUUCACACCUCGAAGAUCCUAGGUCUCUCUUUGAUGAACAAAAAGGACAGCUCUCUUUUCCACAAUACAGCGCUAGAUGUUCUGACUCUCGAAAAUUACUUCAAGCUCUACCCUAACGGCAAAAGCCUUCAUUUCUCCGAGGCCGGCUCAGGUCUUUCAUCUGAGGACGACAGCGCUAGUGAGAGUCAGAAGUCUGCCAGUGAUAGAUCCAAGGCAGUUCCUGAGACUACAUCGCAGAAGGUCAUUGGGAAAAGGAAAAAGAUUCGAAUGAGCCACCAGAAGCUCCUCAAGAACCUACCGGGCGUCAAGAAUGUCAUAUUCCUUCCACUUUGGGACUAUGUUGAAGAAAAGAUGUUAGCUGGCUGCUUCUUGUGGACCAGCAGUACUGGAAGGAUGAUGAACUUGGACGACGAUUUAUCGUUCUUGAGAGCUUUCGGCAAUACCAUCAUGUCCGAGGUCGCACGUAUGAAUGCGCUCAAGGACGACCGAGCAAAAACAACAUUUAUCGCGUCUAUGAGCCACGAACUACGCUCUCCGCUACAUGGUAUUCUCGGGUCUGUUGAAUUNUUGGAAGAAACAGCUUCCGAUGCCUAUCAGUCCAGUCUGGUACGUACGAUGAGAUGCACAAACCAGGGAUCGACGGCCACCGAUUUGGAGUGGCUCAUCGACCUUGUCAAGAUUUCCAUACCACACUAUGCUGACUUUGACUUUCUAGAUNNACAUUCGAUCUCAACUUGCGGCAAGACUCUGCUAGACACUCUUGAUCACGUUCUCGAUUACGCCAAAAUCAACAAGCUUGGUCGGAAUCGCAUGAAGAAGGAUGCCAGGUCAAAUCGACUUGCUUCCGCCACGGAUUCACCUUCGGAGAGUUUGAGCAUCUCAGCCGAGAUCGAUCUCGGCUUGGUUGUGGAAGAGGUUGUUGAAGCUGUUUGUGCUGGCCACGCGUUCAAAAAGAUGCAUACCGGAGAUCUCAAAUCGCGUGANGGGCCUGUGAUCACCAUGUCUCGCCACGCGUCGGCUGGCAAGCUUUCCACUGCUGAUGGUGGAAACAUAAAUGAGGGCGAGGUUGCAGUCCUGCUUGAUGUUAGCCCAAGAGCUAGCUGGAUGGUGCGCACGCAGCCGGGAGCAUUGAGAAGGAUUAUCAUGAAUCUGUUGGGCUGGGUAGCAGUGUCUCUGCGAGCCCAGGAGAGCUCGCAUCCGCAGAAGAUGGAUGUGGUAUUCCGAGUUGUCGACUCUGGCAAGGGAAUGUCUGACGACUUCAUGAGGAACAGGUUGUUCGUUCCUUUCAGUCAAGAAGACACCUUCCAGCCUGGCACUGGAUUGGGUCUUAGUAUCGUGAGGCAAAUCGUGGAUUCACUAGGCGGGACCAUCGAGAUCAAAAGCGUGCAAAACGUUGGUACAGAAGUAGACGUGCGUCUGAGCUUAGCAGAUGCCUCUGCCAGCAAAGUCUCAGACAACGAGAUCACUUCGGUGGCUGCCAAAACCAAGGGGUUGAGACUGUGUCUUCUUGAUCCUAACGGUGAGAAGGAGAGAGACCAGAACGACAACAUCAGCCGACUCGACACCACACUAUCUGAAGUCUGCUGGGGCUGGUUCGAGAUGGAAGUAACGAGAGCAAGCAGCCUAAAGGAAGUCGACGCAGACAUGUAUAUGUACACUGAGCCGCCCUCGGUUGAGUAUCUACUGGAACACCACAGCGUCAACAAGAAAGAAGGCAGCACAGGGGGCAGAGGAAAGGAGGUGCCGCUGAUCAUAGUCUGCCUCAAUGCAUCAGAAGCUGUCGGAAUCACUGCCAACCAUAUCAAGGCUUUGUCGGAUCUCGGCCGUAUCGUGGAAGUGAUCUCGCAACCAUGUGGACCUCGCAAAUUGGCUAAAGUAUUAAGCCAAUGCGUCAGACGUAUGGAAGAGACCUUCAACAAGCCCAUGAAGCCCGAUCGACAACCACAACCACAAGGGAUGCCCCACCGCUCACGACUUGAGGAUAUGGGUGCAGCCACCAUGCUCGGUCUGCCGAGUAUGACUCUACCACGCCUCAACACUUCAGAGGAGAGAUCCGAGUCUGUUCGGGCUCGAGAGUUUAUCCGCAAUGCUGCUUCCGAGAUCCCUCCCAGUACAGCAGUCUCGUUUCCCAGCAUCAAUCGAGACGAAGGCAAUGCCCGGGAACCACAAGCACAAUCACAAUCAACCUCAGUACCUCACGUCCUGCUCGUCGAUGACAAUCCAAUCAACCUCCAACUCCUGGUCAUGUUUAUGAAAAAGCACAAACUGCCCUACCAAGAAGCCGUCAACGGCCAAGAAGCCCUCGACAAAUACAUCGAACACAGCAGCGGCAACCCAAGCAAACCUCCCUUUGACUUUGUGCUAAUGGAUAUCUCCAUGCCUGUAAUGAACGGUCUAGAAUCCACGCGACGGAUCCGCGAAUUCGAGAUCGAACAGGGUGUUGCAAAGAAAGCUACUAUUAUUGCUUUGACGGGUCUGGCAAGUGCUGAGGCUCAGGCUGACGCCGAGGCAUCAGGUGUUGAUAUUUACAUGGCGAAACCGGUCAAGUUCCAGGCGCUGAGGCCGCUUCUUGUGAGUAAGAAGCCUGAGAAGAAGGCCGAGGAGCAAACAUCUUCUUGA
Messenger RNA from Aureobasidium vineae, 3774 nucleotides. NCBI's taxonomy places the organism in Eukaryota, Fungi, Ascomycota, Dothideomycetes, Dothideales, Saccotheciaceae. The record is from the annotation of a GenBank genome assembly.